GGCUCUUAUAUUCAAACUGGAAGUUGCGGUUUCAAUGUUUGAGACUGCUAAAGUAAUUAGUUUGGUGGCUGAUUUCAACAAGAUUUUCAACUUGGAAUAAUAACUCAUAUAGAACUGUUUCUCACAAGAACUUACCACCUCCUGUGAAGAUGGUGCUGAAUCGAAGAUCAUUGGAAAGAUCCUUUUCUCCUAUGAGUAAAGUGAAGAGGAAGUCAGUUCAUGUGCGAAAGUCUGUGCAGUAUUCUCCGGGUUCAGCAAGAAAGUUAAAGGAGAACGCUAAACGCCAGUCAAAUGUGAAAGUAGUUGUGAGAGUGCGCCCUACAAAUGAAAGAGAGUCGGGAGAAAAUUACAGAUCCAUCAUCCAGAUAGUCGAUGACAAGAUGCUUGUUUUUGACCCUAAAAUUGACGAACCUUCAUUCUUUUACCAUGGCGUCAAACAAAACUGCAGGGAUCUGUUAAAGAAACAAAAUAAAGACACUACCUACAUUUUUGAUAAAGUCUUUGGUUUCACAUCAACAAAUAAAGAAGUAUUCGAAGGCAGCACGAAAGAAAUGAUAAAGACUUUGUUGAGUGGUUAUAAUUGCUCAGUGUUUGUUUAUGGUGCCACAGGAGCUGGGAAAACAUAUACAAUGCUUGGAAGUGCAGACAGUCCAGGAAUUACUUACCUUACUAUGGUUGAGCUUUAUUCUGAGAUGGAGAACUUGAAGGAUGAGAAAACUUUCGAUCUGUGUGUUUCUUAUUUGGAGGUAUACAAUGAAAAUGUUAGAGAUCUCUUGCAGCCUUCUGGUCCUCUCCAUGUGCGAGAAGACAGUAGAGCAGGAGUUUCUGUAGCAGGCCUCAGAAUGGAGACAAUUGACAGUGCAGAUAAAUUACUUGCAAUGUUAGCACAAGGAAACAAAAACAGGACACAACAUCCAACUGAUGCAAAUUCAGAGUCGUCGCGAUCACAUGCCGUAUUUCAGGUUCACAUUCGAAUGACUCAUAGACUUAGCAGUCAGAUUAGUUUGGUGAAACUGUCAAUGGUGGACUUAGCAGGCUCUGAAAGAGGUAGUGCGACUGGUUGCACUGGAGCACGCUUUACAGAAGGAGCUAAUAUUAACAAAUCUCUCCUAGCUCUAGGCAACUGCAUUACAAAUCUGGCUGAUGGCUUGAAGCAUAUUCCGUACCGUGAUUCAAAGCUAACACGCCUGCUAAAAGAUUCACUUGGAGGCAAUUGUUACACUGUAAUGAUAGCGAAUAUAUCACCAUCAAGCAAAUCGUAUGAAGAUACUCAGAAUACUUUAAAAUAUGCUACAAGAGCCAUGAAAAUUAAGUCCACAGUAAAAAGCAAUAUUGUUAACUGUGAAAUGCAUGUGUCACAGUAUGCAAGGCUUGUGGAAGAGUUAAACCGCAAAGUAGCUGCACAGAACGACGAAAUUAGUAAACUAAAAGAACAAUUGAAAUCAAAUGUAGUAAAUGAAAGAAGUUCUACAGAGAAAACUGAAAGUGAUGAGAUACAUCACUGGAGGAAAAAAUUAAGAGAAAUGUAUAAAAUUAAAAAGAAGCUCAAUAGUGAAAUCCUCUUAGCAGAAAUGAAGAGAAAAAUACUUAAAUGGAGAGCAUACAUUAAAGAACAAGCUGCUGCUCGUGUCGAAGUUCUUUGUUAUGACAGUGAACAGCUUAAACAGGCUGUGAACCGGAUUGAAAUGUCUCAGAAGCAGUACAGAGCAAGAGAAGAAAGUUAUGCGUCUGUUCUCCAAACUGUUCAAAAUCAGGAAAAAAGACACAGAGGAGAAAUUGAUUCAACCAUGAAGUUAAUAGAGGAAGCUGGUUUUUCUGAAUUUUUAAAGGAGGAAAUACUAGUAAAUGACUUAAUGAUUGAGAGAGAGAAUGCAGAGAUAAAGUCACGGCAUCUGAAGAAGUUAAUCACUCUGCAGCAGAAUGAAAUGGAAGGGCAUUAUAUAAUGUUUAAGACUAUCUGCUGCAUGAUGAAAGACUACUACCUCAUGCUUAAAGGUUUUGGGAAAGAAACCAAUGCAAUGAAAGAAAGCUAUCAGCAAGCUGUCCGCAUGAUGGUAGGAAUUAAGGGUAUAACAUGGGAAGAUUCACAAAAUGAUCACCUAAUGGAUUUAAAGGAAAUUAUGAGGCUUUCUGCAGCUUUACAAGAAGGAAUUGCUUGUGUUAACGCACCUGUAGUCAGUGAAAGUAGUUUACUCCGGGAUGUGAACAGGAAGGAUUCAUCUGGUUUAAUUUCUGAAGACUCAGAACAACAGUCAGGAAGAUUUAAUUUGUCAUUAAAUUGUAAUGAAGUAAGUUCAGAAAGGGCAAUGGAAGAAGGCUGUACCACAACUUCUCCUUUUAAUGACGAAAUUUUUUCACUUAAAAAUGGCUCACCAGAAUGCUCUCUGUACUACACAGAUGAGAUGGGAAUUACAGUAAGAACAAAAUUUUCCAAAGACACAAGGAGAAUUCUAUGCUCUGAUGACACAGAGGAAACUGGAACACAUUCUUACGAAGCAGAAGAGGUAGUUUUGAAAUGUGAAGCUGAAAAGAUAUGCUCUGCAUUACUAGAAACUGAAUCAGAGUGCCAUAGUCCCAAGGUUCUCUCAGAAAAAGAUCUUAAUAAUACAUUCUCAUGCAAGACAAGGACUACUAACGUAACUAAUUCAGCACUCUGUAAAAUUCAGGAUGAAGAGCAUCAGACACAAGAAAGGGAGAUGAAUAUGUUGACACCAGUUUUUAAAUGUGAUCCUGAGGAAAUGCAUGCCAAGAGCCACAUCUUACAGGUUGCCUCAGAGCCAGAUCUUAAUGCAACAUUUUCACGCAAAAUAGAAACUAAGAUUGACUGUGGUGAUUCAGUAACUGGUGAUGCUGCGUUCACUUCACCACAUGACUCUAAAGGACAACCUGAGAUGCGCAUAUUGCAAUGUCUCCCUGAAUCAGAUCUUAACAAUACAUUCUCAUGUGAGAUGAGAACUACUAAAAUAACUAAUUCAGCGCUGUGUAAAACUUGGGAUGAAGCACAUCAGACACAAGAAAGGAAGAUGAAAUUGUUGACACCAGUUUUUAAAUGUGAUUCUGAGGAAGCGCAUGCCAAGAGCCACACCUUACAGGUUGCCUCAGAGCCAGAUCUUAAUGCAACGUUUUCACACAAAAUAGAAACUAAGAUUGACUGUGGUGAUUCAGUAACUGGUGAUGCUGCAUUCACUUCACCACAUGACUCUGAAAGACAACAACCUGAGGGCCACAUAUUGCAAUGUGUCCCUGAAUCGGAUCUUAACAAUACAUUCUCAUGUGAGACACGAAGUCAGGUUGCAUCUAGUAAUCCAGCCACCUGUGCCGGUCCUUUGUCGUCAAAGAAAGAAGAAAAAGAAUUUUGUUUCUUGAGACCAGUUGGUGUUAAAUGUGUUAGGAAAGUGCAACCUACAAGUCAUAUUUCAACUUUAGACUCUACCUUCCGCCUGCUCAGGGAUGUUGACGCUUCGAGAAAACCACCUGUACAGAAAUUAUCUCCGGAUUCAUCUUUCGUAAUAAAAAGAACUACAGGAAAGUGUAAAGAUGUUAUUAACAAAACUUUCCUACAACACAAGAAGGUUCUGUCACCUGCAACUCCAGGGAAAAGGAAUAUUCUCUCUAAUCGAAACACCACAGAUACAUUACAAAAAGACAUAGUUGGUCACUCUGAUGUCAAGCAUUUGAACAAUACGGGAAAAAUGAAAAAUUCACUUAAAGCACCAUCAGUGCAAAACAGCACUUUAAAUAAGGAAAACAUUUAUACACCCAAUAUCACAAAAAGGAAAAUAAAAAGAAAUGACAGUAUGAAAUUACCUGUGAAAAAGAAUCAAGAAAGUAUGUUUCCCUCCAGGAGAGUCUCACCACCUGUUACGUGUAGUGGCAUUGCCAAUCACCAGCAAGUGGUAAAACCUGCAGCUAGCAGACACAGAAAUAUCGUCAGUGCGCCACCAAACUGCAUUUAUGGGUCAAAAACACUGCCUGAAACAAUAACUCAGGCAAAGAGGACAUGUCUACUUCGAAGUAGCUGAUCUGAGGAAAUUUGUAUAACAAGUAUACACUGUAAUAUAUUACCUUUUGUAUUUUUUAUUUAUCUUUUGUAUUUUAUUACUUCAUAUAGCAGUUAUUAUACCAUGACGUAGUGAAUCAUGUUUAUAUAGAUAAUUUAUGGACAUUUAUAAUCGCCGAACACUGUAAAUAAUUGGUACAGACCAAUGAGGCAAAAAAGAAUUUUAAGCAUAGCAUUUUAUUUUUCAAUUUAUAGAAAACUUUGAA
Schistocerca nitens (vagrant locust) is the source of this 4266-nucleotide messenger RNA. RefSeq names its product kinesin-like protein KIF18A. The record is from RefSeq and is a predicted model, not a curated record. The coding region runs from base 150 to 4022 and encodes 1290 amino acids. Gene Ontology annotation, biological process: microtubule-based movement. The transcript is spliced from 14 exons. Gene Ontology annotation, molecular function: microtubule binding; ATP binding; microtubule motor activity. Lineage: Eukaryota; Metazoa; Arthropoda; Insecta; Orthoptera; Acrididae.